AUCGCUUCCAUCGCUUCCAUUUUCCGCUUUACAUAAGCCAUAACCCAUUACAUCGCCGCCUCGACUUUCUAUGACUCCCAACUUCCUCCACAUAUCAACAUGGCAUUGCCAUUGGACAACACAUCCGGCACGGACGAGGUGCAUUCCGCCCUAUCCCUCAACUUCCCUUCUUCCCUGAACCUCGCAACGAGCGUCUUGCUCUCCACCUGGCUCCUGCUCCCCUCCCGUCUCCGCGUAGCCGUGUACGACCUCCUGCGCAGGGUCGGCGCGCUCCUCUAUCCUCAGCCCGAUCACGCUACCGUCCACCGACUGCCCUUUGGUUUGUAUCUCAAAAAGCGCCAAACCAACCCGUCCAGCUCCCACAACGAACUCGCCGCCCUCCAGCUCCUCCGCCGGUAUACCACCAUCCCCGUCCCAACGCCCCUCGACCUCGUCCACAAACCUGCUGCCAACCCCGCGGCAGCCGACCCCUUCUCCGUCGCAGAAGCAGAAACAGAAACAGAAGCCUACGGUGAAACCUACCUCCUGACCACCCGUGUCCCAGGCAUCCCGCUCUAUCGCUGCCAGCACGUGCUCUCGGACGCCGACCUGGCCGACCUGGCGGCGCAGCUGGCCGCCCACCUCGCCCAGCUGCGCGCCGUCCCGCAGCAGCAGCAGCAGCCUAAUAAUAACACCCACACCCACCAAAAAACCAAAUUCAAAAUCGAAAUCUGCGACGCGCGGGGCCACGCCAUCCGGGACCCGCGCAUCCGCGGCGGCGAGCCGGUCGGCCCGUUCCCCGACGAGGCCGCCUUCAGCCGGGAGCUGAUGUUCUCGGAUGACGCGGCGCGGCGGGGACACCGCGUGGUCUUUACGCACGCCGAUCUCAACCCGCGGAAUAUCCUCGUGGAGAAGAGAGGAGGACAGGGACAGGGGAGCCUGGGGAGGUGGGUGGUGGCCGGGAUUGUGGACUGGGAGAAUGCCGGGUUCUAUCCCGAGUACUGGGACUGUACCAAGGCUUUCUUUGAAGGGUUCCGUUGGUCGGCGAGGUAUAAUGGCAUGGUGAAAAUGGUGUUUGCGGCGCUGGGGGACUACGAGAGGGAGCUGGAGGUUGAGAGGAGGAGCUGGCAGCUAGGGGACGCGAUUUGACCCCUGAUGAUGACACCCAUUGCCCUCUCGGUUCUGGCGUCUAUAGUUGGAAGAAGAACACUUCAACAACGCUAGAUUCUCUGAAGGGCGCAACUUUGACUUUGCUUGUUGCUCAAUGCGUUCGUGUGUGAGCUAGCGAACCCUUUCAAGCCAGCCUACUGCCCGAGGCGGCUUUGUGGGCCCAUAUUAGAUCUG
Molecule: messenger RNA, 1323 nt
Organism: Chaetomium strumarium
Lineage: Eukaryota; Fungi; Ascomycota; Sordariomycetes; Sordariales; Chaetomiaceae
Exons: 1
Coding region: 100-1128 (342 amino acids)
Source: RefSeq, a predicted model, not a curated record